Cryptomeria japonica (Japanese cedar) is the source of this 2470-nucleotide messenger RNA. RefSeq names its product cysteine-rich receptor-like protein kinase 10. Gene Ontology annotation, biological process: protein phosphorylation. The record is from RefSeq and is a predicted model, not a curated record. Gene Ontology annotation, molecular function: ATP binding; protein kinase activity. The coding region runs from base 195 to 2288 and encodes 697 amino acids. NCBI's taxonomy places the organism in Eukaryota, Viridiplantae, Streptophyta, Pinopsida, Cupressales, Cupressaceae. The transcript has 7 exons.
CGCGGAAAGGCGCCCAUUGACCGCUAUUUUGACUCCUUGACUGAACCUGUGACUUUUCUCACCGAGUCAUGCGGUGAUCUUGCGUUACGUUUGAGGCUUUCUGAACGCGGAGGAAGUUGUAAUGAAAUCUACGCCUUAAUUUAGUGACAAUUAGAUUUUAUUUGGAUUUGGUGGAAUAGCGAACGCGGAAGAAGAUGAGGUGCAGCUCUUCCUUUCCCAAGAUUUGCAGAGAUAUGUUGCUCCCUUUGCUUUUUCUAAUGAUUUUGCCUUCAGUCAUAUGUGAUUACCGAUGGUCUGUCUGCAACAAUGCCUCAACUUACACAGAGGGGAGUACAUACUCCACAAACUUGGAUCGAGUUAUCAAUGAUCUGUCUCGUAAUGCACCUCUAAGUUCUGGUUUUAACACCUCUUCCCGUGGCCAAUCUCCCAAUAAAGCCUAUGGACUGCUACAAUGUAUCGGUAAUGUAUCAGCAGCGAGAUGCUCAAAUUGUUCAGUGCAAGUAAAUAACAUUACUCAAGAACUUUGCGCCAACGACAUAGGUGCACGGGUGUGGAUGGAUGACUGCUUCAUGCGCUAUGAUAACUCCAAUUUCAUUUCAACAUUGGAUACCAAUUUUUUACUGCUGGAGAACACGCAAAAUGUCACAAGCAAUAUGCAGGGUUUCAUAUCCACGACCUCAAGUCUUCUGUCCAAUUUGUCUGAAAAAGCUUACAUCUCUGCAAAUAAGCUACUUGGGAUUGGAUCAGAAUCCUACUAUACUUCCGAUAAGGUGUACGGUCUAGUUCAGUGCUGGAGAGAUUUAUCUGUCAAGGAUUGUAGAUCAUGUUUGUUUCAAGCAAGGCAGGCGUUGGAACAGUGCUGUUCUUCAAGACAAGGAGCCCAGGCUAUGUCAGCAAGCUGCACAGUUAGAUUUGAGAUAUACCCAUUUGUUGAAUCCGGAAAUCUGUCAUCCUCACCCUCACCUUCACCUGAGGCGUCAUCACCACCUCCGACAACAUCCCCAACCAGUUCUCCGCCGGUAGCCCUCGGUCCUUCUGAGCCAACUUCUCAGGGGAAAUCAAAUAAAUCCUCAAAGACAUUACCUAUAGUACUGGGGGUUGUGAUAGGCGUGGUUCUGGUGUUACUCAUUUGUUUAAUUGCUAUGAGAAAAAGAGUGAAAUCUGCCAUUUUCGGGAGGCCAAUAACUACUGCUACCCAUAACGAAGACAGGCAUGCAUUUUCUCCUCAAUCCGGGUUACUUCAACAGGAACAACGUUUUAUCUUCAGCUUGGAAGAACUUGCAGAAGCCACCGAAAACUUUCAUGAUAAUAAUAAACUUGGAGAGGGGGGUUUCGGUUCGGUAUACAAGGGAAGAACCAAGGACGGUAAGCAAAUAGCAGUGAAAAAACUGUCUGCAAAGUCUAGGCAAGGUAAAGAAGAAUUUAUGAAUGAAGUGAAGCUUAUGGCCAAUGUUCAGCACCGAAACCUUGUGAAGCUAUUUGGAUGUUGCGUUGAGGGAGAUGAAAGGUUGAUUGUCUAUGAGUAUUUACCCAACAAGAGCCUUGACACCUUUCUUUUUGAUCCAGAAAAGCGUAGACUGCUAGAUUGGGAAAAGCGGUAUAACAUUAUCAUUGGAGUUGCUCGUGGCCUUCUCUAUCUGCAUGAAGAUUCACAGAUGAAAAUCAUUCACAGAGACAUUAAAGCAAACAAUAUUUUGCUUGACGACAAACUUCAUCCAAAGAUAGCUGACUUUGGCCUCGCUAAGCUUUUUGGGGAGGAUGAGUCGCAUGUACAAACCAGAGUUGCAGGCACAUACGGUUACAUGGCUCCAGAGUAUGCAAUGCAAGGGCAGCUUUCUGUUAAAGCCGACGUUUAUAGCUUUGGAGUGCUACUGCUUGAGAUUGUGAGCGGAAGGAAAAACUUAGAUACCCAUUUAGCCCCGGGGAUGCAAAACUUAUUAGAAUGGGCCUGGAGACUUUACAAAAGUGGAAACAUCAUGGGCAUAGUGGAUUCAACAGUAUUAGAAACAUGCCUUGAGGAGCAGGCAUUAAGAUGCAUUCAUGUUGGGUUUGUAUGUGUUCAAGCGGAUGCAGCACUUCGUCCACCCAUCUCCAAUGUUAUAAUGAUGAUCUCUAGCAGUUCGGUGACACUACCAAACGCAACAAAGCCUGCCUUCGUAAGUGGUAGCGAGAAGAAUGUUUCAAAAUCAAGCUCAGAGGUCGAGGAGAAUGAGAAGGGAACGGUGUCGAUGACCACGUCAUCUGGAUCAGUAAAUGAAGCCUCGGUCACUGCAGUGCAAUCGAGGUGAGCCUGCCAGGCAAUAGACAGCUAUGACUACCUGUAAUAUGUUCAUUGGUAUAGGUGUAUUCAUAAAGUUUAGUAGGGGCUGCUCAUCAAAACUUUAUGGUGAAAGGGAGAUUUUUUUAGUGGUCUAUCAUGUAUUUACAGAAAGUUUAUAAUAAUAUGACACUAUCCCUUAUUUCUUGCGAA